This is a messenger RNA of Trichoderma virens Gv29-8, 1939 nucleotides long. RefSeq lists its product as uncharacterized. The transcript has 10 exons. Lineage: Eukaryota; Fungi; Ascomycota; Sordariomycetes; Hypocreales; Hypocreaceae. Bases 1 to 1605 code for a protein of 534 amino acids. The record is from RefSeq and is a predicted model, not a curated record.
AUGUCAGAGAAGGAAUGGAACGUUGUGAUCCGAAACAAUGCCCUCACCAGCGCUCAUCGUUUGGUUUUCUCUAAAGAUGGCCAAGACAACGAAGGAAAAGAAGUGCUCAAGUUUCGCCGAAUUGAACGUGCUCCGUAUAGUGCAUUCAUCCUCAAGCCCAGAAAAUUCCAAUCGCACGAAAUGUCUGAUGCAGCUGUUAAAGUCGAGCAAGAAUUUCACAUUCCUCGCUUUGUUGUUAAUGAUGACUCUUACGUUGAUACUUUUGAAACUCACUCGUCGGUUUCCACCUCUAUGGCUCGCAGUUCAUUCUCUUCCAUCGAAGCACAAGCUUCUAUAGGAGGAGGAGCAUUUGGAUUUAACGCUGCGGUUAGCGCAGGCUUCUCUCAACAGGAGAGCAAUGCUUUGAGCAGUAAUGCGACAGCUGACGAGAAAACCAUGAACAUCACCUAUAACUUUCCGAGGGUUGUCAUCCAUCUGGAUCAUCAUUCUCUAGAACUGUCAGCUGAGUGCAAGUCAGACCUUGAUGAUGUAAAGGAUGUUGAUAAAUUGAUCGAUUUCCAUCAUAAAUAUGGCCAUUUUUUUGCAACUAGAAUCGAACUAGGCGGACGACUGUUCUCUUCUGAGAAGUUCAGUACACUGGGCUCGGCAUCUGAAGCAGAUGCAACGAAAGCAAUGAAAAUCGCUGCUAGCGCAUCUUUUUCCUCUUCGUUUGUUGCCGGCUCUGCUAGUUUUGGAAAGGAAGAUCAGUCAAGAUCCGCGAGCGGCAGUUCUAAUAGGAAUAUGUCAAGCUCGAUCUCCUGGCAGGCCCAAGGAGGUAAUACUCUCCUCUGUAAUAACCCUCCCGAAUGGUGUCCUACUGUUAGCCCUUUCCAGAACUGGAGGGUCAUUAAACAAGAAGAUGUAGUUUCGAUGGGUGACUUCAUUAGCAAGCUACCUGGAUACGAAUCCACGCGCAAGAAGUUUGACGACCUUGCGAUUUCAACCAAAAGAAUGGCAACAGUAAGCUUCAAAUUACGCCUCACCCAUUGGCAGAGAAAGGACAAGGAUCAGCCAGAAUACGUGACGUUGUACCAUGCAAGUCAAUUGAAGAACGACUUCCGGAAUCAUGUGGAUGAUAUUGACGACAAUAAUCUCCCGACGGAAAUUCAAAGACUCAUAAAUCACGAAUUCAAGGGCUGUGAAACUCGCGUACAAAGCACCGAUAAUGUAUUUGACAUUGAAGUCGAAACUAUACUCGACCAAGCUCCUCAGCUUGAAUUCAACAAACGCUACAAGCUCUAUAACCGCCGCAACGGCCGCUGGCUAAAAUACCAGAGACUCAACGUCUUUGGAAACGAGUACCCUAUCCUCGUCGGUGGCUAUGGCAGCGACGCUACGUUCUUUGAGUUCAGAGAUGGUGAUAGAUCUGGAUCCAUCCGGGCUAAUGAUCCGCUGUCUUUGUUGGUGUACGAUUCCAAGGGUGAGUACCAGGGCCUCCUGGCUCUGGCGUUCGGCCCCAACACGCGGCCGCUGGGUGCGAUGCACUACGCUCCUCAGCACGAAAAUCGGAUUCGGUUUUUGGCAUUCGAGCCAGUAGAGCAGAAGUAUGUGCCGGCUUCUAAGUAACUCGGUUGUGGUGACCCCGAGUACCGAAGACAUUCAGGGAGCAUGUCAGCUUCCAGCGCAUCGUCUACAUUGUUUCAACUAACCAUCUUAUCCAUUCGAUACUGGUGCCGCUUCAUCUCAGUCGCCAAUAUACAUACUAGUUAAUUCUGUAUCAGCUUGCUCUGAAAGUGGAAUGGAAUAGGUAGCACUAUAUUAAGAGCCCUAGGUAAACCUUUGGAGUAGCGCUACGCAAAUUCAGUGCUAUAAAUUAGAUUUAGUAGCGCUACGCACAUUCAGUACUAUGAAUUUAUGAGAACUUAGCUAAACACUAGAGUAUAUUGAUAGAAUGCAAGAU